AUGGGCAAUGUUGAGAAAGGCAAGAAGAUUUUUGUUCAGAAGUGUGCCCAGUGCCAUACUGUGGAAAAGGGAGGCAAGCAUAAGACUGCGCCAAAUCUCCAUGGUCUGUUCAGGAGGAAGACAGGUCAGGCUGCUGGAUUCUUGUACACAGAUGCCAACAAGAACAAAGGCAUCACCUGGGGAGAGGAUACCCUGAUGGAGUAUUUGGAGAAUCCCAAAAAGUACAUUCAUGGAACAAAAAUGAUCUUCGCUGGAAUUAAGAAGGGAGAGAGGGAAGACCUAAUAGCUUAUCUUAUAAAGGCUACUAACGAGUAA
This is a messenger RNA of Cricetulus griseus (Chinese hamster), 315 nucleotides long. The record is from RefSeq and is a predicted model, not a curated record. Lineage: Eukaryota; Metazoa; Chordata; Mammalia; Rodentia; Cricetidae.